This is a messenger RNA of Chelmon rostratus (copperband butterflyfish), 1641 nucleotides long. RefSeq names its product piggyBac transposable element-derived protein 3-like. Lineage: Eukaryota; Metazoa; Chordata; Actinopteri; Chaetodontiformes; Chaetodontidae. The record is from RefSeq and is a predicted model, not a curated record. The coding region runs from base 1 to 1641 and encodes 546 amino acids. The transcript has 4 exons.
AUGGCAGGAAUCACAGCAAGAAUUUUCUACAGCAGCUCCCGACAGAAAUAUGGACAAGGGAGAAUGUCCUUUUCGAGAGCUGAACGAUUGCUGAAUGCAAUCGCAGAUGACUCUGACAUUGAAGAUUUGUCAGAUGGUGAAGAGAAUGAUCCUGCUGGAGCUGAUGAACAACAAGAUGAGAGAGCAGAUUUGUCGCCGGUGGAGUACAUGGAGCAGUACAUUGACAUAGAACUAUUGAAACUCCUUGCUGACUGUACAAAUUCUAUGUCAUUAGCUAAAAGUGGGAGAUCUCUCAACACAUCGGUUGAAGAGAUGUACCACUUUUUUGGAGCAUCCAUCUUGAUGUCCUGCAUCCCUUACCCACAAACCCGCAUGUUCUGGUCCACUAGCCUGAGAAUCCCUGCCAUUAGUGACACAAUGAGACGCGACCGUUUCUUCAAGCUGAGGAGCCAUCUGAAGGUAGUAAUUGAUGAUGAUGUUCCCGAAGACAGGAAAACCGACAAAUUCUGGAAGGUGAGGCCUUUCAUGAAUCGCAUACUCAAAGGCUGCCACGCUCAGGCUCGACCAGAAUCCGUCUCAAUAGAUGAGCAGAUGAUACCAUUCACUGGAGCCUGUCCGUUCCGCCAGUAUGUGCCGCUAAAGCCAAAUCCAGUUGGCAUGAAGAACUUUGUCUUGGCAUCAGCAGAUGGCAUCGUUCUGGACUUUGAAGUGUACCAAGGCUCAAAGUCAUUGGCUGCACAGGUUCCGGACACAGAAGGAUUGGGUUUGGGAGCCCUGGUCCUCAAACGGCUGACAAAAACAGUGCACCCUGGUACAAAGGUGUACUGCGACAGGUUCUUCACCACCACAUCAGCUGUGGACUCCAUGCUGGAGAAGCAGGUGUAUCUAUCUGGUACAGUCAUGAAGAACAGGAUUCCAAAAGCAAUGCAGAAGCUGCCAAGUGACAAGAUCAUGAAGCAGCAAGGCAGAGGUACCUCUGCAUCAGUUGUCAGGGGAGAUGGGAAACUGAGUGUUGUGAAAUGGUUUGACAACAAGCCAGUCCUGAUGCUCUCUGCUGUCCACGCUAAGGAGCCAGAGGAUACCUGCCAGCGUUGGUCUAAGAAAGACAAAUGCUACAUAACCGUCAGACGACCAAAUGUUGUAAAGGAGUACAACGCAAAGAUGGGUGGGGUAGACUUAUCAGACAGAAUGAUGAGCUACUACAGGAUGAGUGUGCGAACGAAGAAGUGGACGAUUCGCAUGCUUAUGCACUUCAUGGAUCUGGCUCUGGCCAACAGCUGGCUGCUGUAUCGCAGAGAUCACAAAGAACAUGGUACCCCAAGAAAGGCUAUCAUGACGUUCCUUGCGUUCCGCAUGGACGUGGCUCAGGUGUUCCUCAACAAGUGUGAUGUCACGCAUGCAGAGGAAGAGAGUGCAUGCUGUCCACAAUCUGUCCAAAGAUCCCUGGUCACUCCAGUCCCCCACAUCUCAGUGCGUACAACCUCUAAUGCUCAUCUGCCAGAAGUUGUCGAUCUCAAGAACCCGAUGCGUUGCAGACAACAAGGCUGCCCUGGGAAAUCCCGCGUGCGCUGUACGACAUGCUUUGUGUUCCUCUGCCUGCAAAGUAGGCGCAACUGCUAUGAAGCCUUUCACAGAGGCUAG